This is a messenger RNA of Acanthopagrus latus (yellowfin seabream), 5934 nucleotides long. It is a transcript of the gene b3gnt2b, whose product is annotated as UDP-GlcNAc:betaGal beta-1,3-N-acetylglucosaminyltransferase 2b. NCBI's taxonomy places the organism in Eukaryota, Metazoa, Chordata, Actinopteri, Spariformes, Sparidae. The record is from RefSeq and is a predicted model, not a curated record. Bases 605 to 1798 code for a protein of 397 amino acids. Gene Ontology annotation, molecular function: hexosyltransferase activity. Gene Ontology annotation, cellular component: membrane. The transcript is spliced from 4 exons.
UGUGUGUGUGUGUGUGUGUGUGUGGCCCCGCCCCGCCGGCAGCGCAGCGCAGCGUCAUCGCCGCUAACUGACUGACUGACUGCAACCGUUGAGAGAAGAAGUCGGUCCUGUGAAGCAGACCACAGUCUUCUUCGGUCGGCGGGACGAAAACAACAAAAACUGACGGCGAAAACGCGACUUUUUGCCCGCCGAAUGACACGCAUGGAUUAAAUAACUUAGCCCCAGGUUUGUUGGAGCGACUUUGGGCGGACGAGUGAGUUUUACCCGGUCUGGAGGAGUUUUCCUGUCAGGGGUGACUGCAUAUCCGAGGCGACCAUCUAACAGCUCUCAGACGUCUGCAAUCAUCUAUAUAUCGUCUUGGAUUCAUAAGUCGGCGCAUUUUCAAGCUUCCUCUUCUGCUCGCCAGGGUCAACCCUCACAUACUACCCUCCCUCACAAUUUCUUCCCCUCUGGAUCCUCUCUCCCUGUUGGCUGCUGUUCCACUGAAGGCGGAGCUAACUAUGGGGUAAGAGCGCUGAGAGGAGACAUCAAGACAACACGAGCUAAGGAGGCCCUCGGACCUGCACAGUUUCUGCUCCGGUGGUGACCGGUGCAGGACACUGUCAUGGCGCUGCCGCGGCGGAGGCUGAAGCUUGUGGUGACUGUGAUGAUGGUCAACCUCUUCAUCUUCAUCAUCAUCUCCCGACACAGCAGCCAAGACAAAAAUGGACAUCACAAGGUCCAAAUCCCCUCCAAACCCUUUUGGUCCAAAGUGGUUCCCAGCGCGGCUUACUGGAACCUCAAGCAGCAGAUUCUGGACCUUCAGAACAAUCCCAUCUUAGUGGCUAACUACAGCUCCGCAGACAUGCCAGACUGGCUCAACGACACCAGUUUAAACUCUGACCCCUGCCAGCCUAACAACAGGGUAACAACUCAGGUGAAAGACUACAACUCCCUACCGCAUCGCUUCAAGGACUUUCUGCUGUACAUGCACUGCCGCUCCUACCCGAUCAUGGUGGACCAGCCUGACAUCUGUAAGCAGCCACCGUUUCUGCUCCUGGCUGUCAAAUCCCUGGCGCCACACUUCGACCGCCGCCAGGCCAUCCGUCAAUCUUGGGGGCGGGCGGGAGUUAUAGCCAAUCAGACAGUUGUUACUAUCUUCCUUCUCGGCAACGCCACACCUGGGGACCACCACCCGGAUCUGUCGGAGAUGCUGCACUAUGAAAGCGCCCGUCAUAAAGACAUCAUCAAGUGGGAUUACCGGGAUUCAUUCUUCAACUUGACUGUCAAGGAAGUUCUGUUCCUGGAAUGGAUCCAGACUCGUUGCCCGGGUGCUCGCUUCAUCUUCAAAGGCGACGACGACGUCUUCGUCAAUACCUACCGCAUCCUGGACUUCCUCAAGGGCCUCUCGGAGCCCAAAGCCAGGGACCUGUUUGUAGGCGACGUGAUCACCAACGCUGGGCCUCACCGAGACAAGAAGGUCAAAUAUUUCAUCCCAGAGAGCAUGUACGUCGGGACGUACCCUCCGUACGCAGGAGGAGGAGGGUACCUUUACUCCGGCAACAUUGCUGCUCGCUUACACAACGUGUCGCAGCAUGUAACGCUCUACCCGAUAGAUGAUGUGUACACAGGUAUGUGUCUUAGGAAGCUAGGGUUAGCCCCCGAGAAGCACAAAGGCUUCAGGACCUUUAACAUAGAGGAGAAGUACAGGUCUAACCCUUGUGCCUACAAGAGUUUAAUGCUUGUUCACCCGAGGACCCCGCAGGAGAUGAUCCAGAUCUGGGCGUGGCUCAGUAGUCCUACCCUGAAUUGCCAGUGAGACUCUACAGCGAGCAGUCUGGGACUGACUGAAGAUACCUUGAUGUUGUUCUCUAAUGGUCAAAUGUGACAAAUAUUUUAUUUUGAACAGGGUUAUGACAUAAAAGUUGGCAGCUUUAAGUUAAGAUAUUAUUGUAAUGGUCAGUCCGUGCCUCAGCUUGGAGGAACUGAUUCAUUGUACCUCUAAAAUAGAGGAAGGACGCUUUGUUCAAAAUGGCCACCAUAGUAUUUUGACUUGAUGUCAGACUUCCAUAGACGAGCUAACCCUGCUUUACUGUCGGACGAGCUUCACCCAAAGUGACGUGUCUGUGUCUUUGUCUUUGCGUGCACAUAUUUAUAUCACGUCUAUUUAUAUGGCCUUUGUAAUGCUUUAACACUGUGUGUCAGCUCUGUGAUGGAGCGUGUCAAUGCUGUAUUAUAUAAAUAAGAAAGAACUGGGAUGUGUCCACUUGGGACUCUCUUUGUUGUAUCAAGGGAAAUGAAAAUGUUUCGGGUUAUUGACACCGAUGAAAACGUAACGUUUUCAGCGCUUGCGAGUGUCUAAAAUUUCAAACGAAAACAAAAGAGUGAAGCUCUUGAACUUCACUUCUUUGUAACACCCAGUGGUUCCCACAUGCAGCCAUUUAUUGCUGCGAUCUUUAAAAGUGCUUCCUGGUGAACACUUCCUAGUAAUUGUUGCUGGAGGCUUAGUUUGUGCUGCUAUUCCCAACCACACUCCCUGAAGUAUUUACUUGUGACUCGCUCCAACUCAAACUUAAACCAGUUUCUCCUGAUAAAGACUUUGGGGAAACUGGUGUUUUGUUCACCGUUUGCAUUUGUUGAUUUACAUUAAUUUAUCAUUUACAUACAAACCAUUUAUGCAACCUUCAGAAGGAGUUUGUUUCACCUAAAAUCCACAGGUUCUGCUCCUUUUCUUCCAAGUUUCUCUGUUUUACCAAAAUUUUUGCUGUGUCAUUUCUUUAACUGGUAGACGUAUCUCGUAACGACACGGCUCAUGAUACAGCGUUGAAAUGGAGUGUUUGGCGGAGUGAAUACACACUUUGCUUUCCGGCUUUGUACAGCUCAGCAGGUCUGGGCUUGGUUUUGACAUGAAUAGAGGAAUCCAAAUGCUGUCUAAUUCUGCUUCAGGUUCUGAAAAAAAAACUGCUCAUAUAAACUUUCAAGUGCAUUUCCAGAGAAAUAUUUUAUCUCCAGCUGCCAGAGUAGAGCUUCUAUUUUAAAUACUUGCUAUAACUUGCCUCAUGAGUGUGUGCAGCUGUUGUGUGGAAGUGUUGAAUGCUGUUUAAUGUUGCUUUACUGUGAUAUCAGUGGGUCAGAGUUGAAAAAAAUGCUUUAAAACACAGGUGGAACAUGGUGAAACAUCAUGUCUCAGCUUUCCAUACUUGACACAUUACUUGGCUCUGAAAUCUUCACUGAUCAUCUUGAAGGCUUCAUUUCAAAAUGUUACACAUCCAUUUCUGGAGGAGAUGAGUUUUCUUUUUGCCUGAGCUUCCUGUUUUGGGAUGAUGCAGCCAUAAGAACCAUUAAAGGGAGAGUUCAACCUGAAUACAUAUUUUUUCUUUUACUUGAACUGCUAUUUAUCCCUCUAUAUAGUUCAGGUGCGGGCUGCCAAGUUAUGGACUCAUCAUCUGUAGAGAUGUCGGCCUUCUCUCAAAUUCAUGGCACUCAAUAAUACAUCAAUAAAACUCAACAGAAGUGAAUGAAAAUAAUUCCUUCCUGCUCUGCUCACGACGAGGUCUGCAGAUUAUCUUGCAGUAACCGGGUCAGGAUUUCUAAGAAGAGACGCUUCUGUUGAGUUUUUAUAUUUAAUCUUUUUUUCGUACUUGUAGCGAGGGGUGUUACAAUUUCAGUUCCUAAAAAGAAAAUCAAAUUGUGACCUUUAAAAUCAGUGGUCCAGUUGAAUUGUGAUGUCCCUUGUGAUGCUUUUAACACCACAAGUCGAGUUCCAUGUAGUUGUAUUGUAUUCCAGAGAGGGCAGACAUCACUACAGCUGAUCUCGCCAUUCGCUGUUCCAAAACAGUCUAGAUAAAUAAACAGUAUUUCAGAUAAGAGGGAAGAUGACUCAUGAUAGUUCGUAGCUCCGGCCACAUUCAGGCGUUUAUUUAACCUUCUUUCGUUUAGAAAUGAAGUUCUUCUUAUUAUUUGAAGGUCACCGCUCGGCUCAUGGCUUUAGCACAAACGCUAAGUCUCUUUACUCCUGCACAUAUUUACUUUGCGUGUAUGUUACAUAAUGUUCAUCUAUAUGUGAGACUCAGUCAGACACUUGAAACAUGUGGAGAGGUUUCAGAUGCACCUGUGUGAUAUUUCAAGUCUCAGAGAGUUAAACGACUACAGACGAGGAGACGCUCUGUGUUUCUGUCGACAGAUAGAAAAGGUCGGAGGAGUGUGUUUCUUGAAUGUAUCUUUGCUCGGGUUUAGGGUCAAUCCACGUCCAUUGUUUUCACAGAUAUCAAGUCCAGGAAGUCUUCAGUAUUCACAGAAUGUCGCAGGAGUCCGUUAAAUCGAUACUGAACGUAAGUUGACUCCAGUCGGCUGUUUGGACUGACCCUGAACCUGGUUGUUACACUCCUAAUCUGAGAGAAGAGAGGCGAUGUUCCUUUGCCUCUGUUAGAGCUCCCCCUGCUGGUCAGGACGGUGAUCUUUUAGCUUGUAAGACUCAGAGCUUUGAGACAGACACUGACAAAAACUGUAGUCAAAGACCUCAUUUGUUUUUUAAAUAUUUUAACCAUCCAUUCAUUAUCUCUGUCUUUCAGUCUACAGAUACUCCAAAUCCUCACUUAUGGCGACUUAUCUCUCUGUUUCACUGCUUUUUUUUGUUGUUGUUGUUGUUGUUUUUUUUGCCUACAUUGGUGUCAGAUAGUUUGGGACUCGCGCCACACAACAAAACACACUUGAGACAAUCACAGAGAAGCGCCUAAAGGUUGAGUUUGUUCUUUUUUUAUUUGGGAUUACAAACCCGCUGGAUGCUAUUUCACUUCCCCUCCUGUGGUGGACGCCAUCUGUUUCCAUGUAGGAUUAAACAAACACGUUUAAAACGGAGACCAAAUGUGAGCUGAGGACCAAGUGGAGGUUGUUUUAUCUUGAAACAUUUAAGUCCAAGUGUCGCCUUUUCUCUUGAGGUCACGUGUCCUCAUCAUCCUCGCCGCUCACUCACACAAUAACAGGUUGCAUUCUGUCCUCGCUGCACACAGUUUGUGGCUACUUGAAAUGUUUACAUGCUUUAAAAAGUCAUGACUUAUUUCUAUAAUUGUUACCUAUGUUUGGUGACUGUCCGACGUUUCUGUCUUCUUGCUUCGUCUGUUUUAAAUUGAACCUUUUAUCCGUCACUGUGCUUGAUUCUGUCAAAAUGUUUGGGAUUUUUGCAUUUUUUUGGUCACAGUUUUCCUUUGAAGGACUUUUUCCUGUUUUUGUUUCAGGCGCACAACGUAGCUGUGUGUUGACAGUCAGUGUUGCUCUGGUCUCGGUAGCCAGGAUGUGUCAGUUUUGUUUUGUUUUGUUUUGUUUUGUUUUUUUUUGGAGCUUAUUUAGAUGCUGGUGUUGUUUUUCAAGGCAGAACAGGAAGAGAGUUAUAGAAAGACUUCAUAUCACCAUCCAAAUGCAGUGAAGUGUCUGUUGUUCCAGCUCCAGGAUUGUAAGACACAGGACAAUGUAAAGGGGCGAUGAAUAUUAAUUCAUUUCCCAGUUUUUACGUGAUUAAUACUUGAGUUUCUGGACAUAUUCUUCUCUUGAAGUCACCCUGAAAACAAACAGCUCAGUGUUGUUUCAUCGCUGUCUGUCAGAUUAUCUUUUAUCACCCGGAGAGAAAUAUUUCAAACUAAUUAUUUACAAAUGAAUCCACUUUUCUUUUUUUUUUCACUCUACAUUUUGAUGUUAACCUUCUGUUAACUUGUAUUUAAUAAACCUGUCAUUACUGUGUUACACACACCUGCACUAGUCAGAGAUUAUUACCAAAUGUAUGCCUGAUGUUUGUUUGUAUCGUAUGUUCAAGAUUCUCCUUCAACCACGUUCAGCGCGAUUGCUUUUUUUUUUAAUACCGAGAAUGACUUGAUUGUUUCAAUAAAGUUAUAUUUUGCUGUUUUUGUAUAUCUGUUCUAUGCAUAUUGUAAUACAAACAAAUAAAUUAUGUGAAGUAUCAAA